AUGGUGAGCGUGAGGCACGCGUGGCCGUUGGACUUGGAUCGCCCGGUUCACAGCCCCGAACAUCGCCACGACAAGGGAAAACGCACCGAGGUUCUCGUGGUGGAGGAAGACACUACUGUGGAGGAUAUCGACGUGACUGUUCAUCUUCCCGGUCCCCCGCCUGAGGGAUAUGAGCAACACCAGGAGGGUGGGACGAAGGAGCGUGAGGAUACUGAAUACCCGUUAACGACUUAUACACUCCCUGAUGGAUCCGUGACAGUCGUCUCUGGGCCAAAGCCGACCCAUGCAGGAUCUAGGCACGGCGCUGGCAAUGGAAAGCACUUUGCACCCCCUUCCAAACCCGAGACUACCGGGGUUGAUUCAAGCGCUGGCGAGGCACCUACGUCGAACCCCACUGCGACCAGCUCUGCCGCCGGCGACUCGGGUUCUGGUUCAGGUCCCAGCCUCCUCAGCGGAGGUGGUACCAGUCCGAGCUCCGCGACCCUUUCCGCCGGUUCCUUUGCCUCUCUCGAGAAUCCCGAUCUCGACUAUGCUCCCUCAACCGUGGUAGAUCACACAACGUCAUCUUCAACAGCCGCCGAUUCUCCGGCAACGACAACCACCCCUGCCUCCUCGGUGGUUCCGGCCAACGACUCCCCAGCAUCCACCGCGGCCUCCUCUGCAGCGGCCCCAUCUCACAGCGGGGGUUAUCCAUUCAGCGCCGUCGUCGCCUUUGGGGACAACCUGUCAGAUAACGGGAACGGCAGCUACGCCCACAAUGUCGCAGCUUGGAGUCCGACAAACGUGGUCGACGGGAACACCAUCUACGGCGCCCGCACCUGGACCAGCGGACCCGUCGCCGUCUCCUAUCUCACCGACCUCCUCGGCGUGCCUAUGGAUCAAAACUUCGCUUUCGGGGGUGCUUGGGGAGGGAGCCGUUUCGGCGCAACCAUUGACGAUACGAUGCAGCAGUCCAACUUCAGCGCCAGUCUCGCGGACGGGCCGUGGUUCAAUCCACGGCGAAUUCAGUGA
Messenger RNA from Letharia columbiana, 1011 nucleotides. RefSeq lists its product as uncharacterized. Bases 1 to 1011 code for a protein of 336 amino acids. The transcript is spliced from 2 exons. The record is from RefSeq and is a predicted model, not a curated record. NCBI's taxonomy places the organism in Eukaryota, Fungi, Ascomycota, Lecanoromycetes, Lecanorales, Parmeliaceae.